This is a messenger RNA of Lachnellula hyalina, 789 nucleotides long. RefSeq names its product putative cytochrome c1 heme lyase. The transcript is spliced from 3 exons. Gene Ontology annotation, molecular function: holocytochrome-c synthase activity. Lineage: Eukaryota; Fungi; Ascomycota; Leotiomycetes; Helotiales; Lachnaceae. Bases 1 to 789 code for a protein of 262 amino acids. The record is from RefSeq and is a predicted model, not a curated record. Gene Ontology annotation, cellular component: mitochondrion. Gene Ontology annotation, biological process: cytochrome c-heme linkage.
AUGUCCAAAGAAACAGAAACUCCUGCAGAAGUGUGCCCGGUAGAUCCUGCUACACGAGCAGCAUGGCUGAAGACCAACAAACCUCCCCAUCCCUUCCCAGACGCAGCCAAAGAAGCCAGCCUCCUCACUGAAGGAAACAGCUGCGACUCAUCCCAGAUCGACCAAUCUCCCCCCCCCGAAAGCCAAAGACUCACUUCCCCCGCCCCACCUCCCUCCGAAACCCCCAAAACCCUCGGCCAAGACCGCGAAGUCUCAACUAUACCAAGAGCCUCUCCCGUUAACAAUGAAGCCGGAGCAAAGCCAGCGAACAGUGAGAGGGAGAGCGGUGUUAGUGCGAGUGGGAAUUGGGUCUAUCCGAGUGAGAAGAUGUUCUUUGAGGCGAUGAAGAGGAAGGGGUAUAGUAGUGAGGCAAGAGAUAUGAAGACGAUUGUGCCGAUUCAUAAUGCGGUUAAUGAGAGGGCGUGGAAGGAGAUUAAGGAAUGGGAACGGCCUUGGGGGGCUGAACAGAAAUGUGGAGGACCGAGAUUACAUUCCUUCCUUGGAUUAUCGACGACGAUGAGCCCGAAAGCUAGAAUGAAGACUAUCUUUGGUUAUAUAGCACCUUUUGAUAGACACGAUUGGGUUGUGGAUCGAUGUGGGACGAGGGUGGAAUAUAUUAUUGAUUUCUAUGCGGGAAAGAAUGAGGGGAAGUCGAAUGGGAAGUUGAACUUCUACCUCGAUGUAAGACCUAAGUUGAAUACUUGGGAGGGCUGGAAAAUGCGUGCGUUCAAAACUUUUGGUCUGGUGUAA